Molecule: messenger RNA, 1354 nt
Organism: Aricia agestis (brown argus)
Lineage: Eukaryota; Metazoa; Arthropoda; Insecta; Lepidoptera; Lycaenidae
Product: dendritic arbor reduction protein 1-like
Exons: 8
Coding region: 46-1095 (349 amino acids)
Biological process (GO): regulation of transcription by RNA polymerase II
Molecular function (GO): DNA-binding transcription factor activity, RNA polymerase II-specific; RNA polymerase II cis-regulatory region sequence-specific DNA binding
Source: RefSeq, a predicted model, not a curated record
GCCGCGGUGACCACGUCCGUGACCACCACCCGGCCGCAGCCGGGCAUGGAGUGCUGCGCGUACAGACCUGCCGAGGACAUCGCGGGCGACCAGAUAGUCCCGGGCGGCGGCCGUUGGGGUACUCCACACGCCGCCGGCCUCAUAGACUCCUGGUUUCAGAUGCAGACAUCUGAUCUUGAGUCGCUGCUCUGCAAGCAAGAGGGCGCAUCAAUCGCGCCCGCCCCCAUGGAGCUGUUCGACGGCGGGACUACCUCACGCGACGAUGCCUUCCUCCGCCCAGCCCUCUGGGAGGACAUCGCCUCCUCCAUCCGCAACAUCGACCCCGAGAACGCCAACAUGCUGGCUCCCCUCGGCGCCACUCACGUCAAACUCGAAGCGGACGAUCCCCUGCUCGAGGAAUGCGCUACACCUCUACUCAGCCCGCUCGAGAUCAAGACGGAGAGGCUCUGCGCGCCCCCGACGUACGCGCACCCUCAACCGCCACCCCAACCACAGCCCGCGGCCACCUACUCCAAGUACCCGCAGUCCAGGCUAGUCUACAUGUCGCCGCUCACACCCCCCGGAUCUGAUCAGGGUAGCCCAGGAAACUCCAUGCAGUGCGGGCCUAGACGGACGCCGCCGCCGCCGUACCAUCCACCGCCGUUGCUGCGGGCUCCGCACAUGCAGCCGCAUCCGUUGCCACAGACGCACCAUCCGCAGGCGAUGCCGCCGAUGCAGAUGGCGCCGCAGGCUAGUGUGGUGCCGCCGACGACGCACGCGCGCCUCGCUCCGCCCUCCGUCAAGUACAACAGACGCAACAACCCCGAACUAGAGAAACGGAGGGUACAUCACUGCGACUUUAUAGGCUGUACAAAAGUUUAUACCAAAAGUUCACACCUGAAAGCUCACCAGCGGAUACAUACAGGAGAGAAGCCCUACACCUGCCAGUGGCCGGAGUGCGAGUGGCGGUUUGCGAGGUCUGACGAGCUGACGCGGCACUAUCGGAAGCACACCGGAGCCAAGCCGUUCAAGUGCGCGGUCUGCGAGCGGUCCUUCGCGCGGUCUGACCAUCUCGCGCUCCACAAUAAGCGCCAUCAGCCCAAAACGUCCAAAUGACACCCAAGACGAGGCGGGGAACAAACUCCCGCGCCUCAGAACACUCAGGAAGAUUGUGGGGAGAACUUCUUUCUAGAGUGCGACUUGGAGACCAGUUUGAUGGACACUUUCUACAGCGUACUGUGAGAUCGCUGCUCAAACACCAGCUCACGGGUCCACGACGCAGACAGACACGUGGACCUACACCUUCUAUGUAAAAUACGACUUUUAUAUUUAAGUUGAGGCCUGGUAGCGUAUUCGGUUGCGGCGUUAAGUAUCU